Messenger RNA from Parnassius apollo (apollo), 258 nucleotides. The record is from the annotation of a GenBank genome assembly. Lineage: Eukaryota; Metazoa; Arthropoda; Insecta; Lepidoptera; Papilionidae.
AUGACUACUUCGCUUCCAGCAAGUUCGGGUAGGAAAAAACCUUUUAUAAUACAUAAGCAAGCACGUGAAAUGGCGAGAAAUGUCCUACAGAUGUGUGUUGAAGAGAAAAAAGAGAAUAAAUUCACUUUUCCCGUUAACAAUGCUUUAGAUCGAGCGGCCCGUUACACUGGACUUACUAAAAGAACAUUGUCUAGAAUUCAAACAGAAGCAAAAAAUGGACCUCUUCAUUCGCCUUCUAAAAAAAGGGAAAUCGUGUAA